UGUCGAUAGUUGGCGUAUUGUGUUCCUGUGAAAAAUGAAUGGAACUUGUGAAAUAAAUAAAUUGCAUUCUAACUGGGAAUCUCUAAGUGAGUACGAACGAAAGCGCUAUUCAAAUGUAAUUAGAAACUGGGAAGUUCUGAAAUCUUUAGGGGUUGCUUCGAAACUUCCUAAAUUUCUGGAGCCUGAGAAAAAAGCACCUUCAAAAGUAAACAAAUUUCCAAGAAAUCAGCAAAGUAUUCCUAAAAGUCAACAAAAUGUCAAAGACUUCGAGAAAACGAGUUUCAAGUUAUUUGCUGCAUCUGAAUCUCAAAAGAGAAACGAAAAGCUUUGUCAAAAGAGUAAGAAUUAUAACCGUUUCACUAUUUUGCUUUAUAAAAAAUGCAGUUGUAAGUAUGAAAGCAUGAUAGAACUAUUGUGCAAAAAUUACUUGAAAGAACCAGAGAUGAAGAUUCAUCCAAGAGAAUUUGGCUUAAAGAAGUUUGCAAGGACUUUGCUGGAGAGAGCUCAGCGUCAUUUUAAAGAUUUGGAACCCUUUUUACCUGAAGAUGACCAGGUCAUUGAAGACGAAAUAGACAAAGAACUUGAAAUUCCAAGUCGAUAUCCUAAAAGGAACAUCAAGCAAAAAUCUUAUAAAGAAGAAGAUGUCUCCAGCGAUGACGAGUUCCUUUAUUGUGAUUUUUGCGACUGUGACUACAAAGGCGCUUGUCCAAAACAUGGUCCUAUGCUUUGGGUAUGUGAUCGAAGAGUUCCCAAAAACUCAUCAGACCGAGCUGAGCUGACAAUUCCAAGUUUUCUCUCGAUUGGAAUAUCGAGCAUUCCAAAAGCAGGACUCGGAAUAUGGACAGAAAUCCCAUUGCCUAUAGGAACAGUGUUCGGUCCCUACAAGGGAAAGAUUAUUAGAACAAGACAAGAGGCAGAAAAAUCUGGUUAUUCUUGGAUGGUAUGGAAGGGAGAGAGAGUGAAUCAUUAUAUUGAAGGUUUCAAAAAGGAUAUUUCCAACUGGUUGAGAUUCGUGAAUUGUGCUGAUAAGGAAGAGAAACAAAAUUUAGUAGCAAUCCAGUACAAGAAACAAAUCUAUUACAAGACUUACAGAGAUGUGUUGCCAUUUCAAGAGCUACUCGUGUGGUAUGGGGGAAAGUAUGCCUCUGAUCUAGGAAUCAGCUUGAAAAGGGACAUUGAAACCAACCAAUUAAAUAUGACUAGUAUAUUGCAUUUGUGGUUUAUGUAUAUACAUUCAAUGCUACUUUUAUUUUUACAACAACUUGCAGUUAGAUCCGAGAUUAACAUAGUUUACAUUAUAGGUGUAGAAGGUGUGGCAUGCGAUGUCUGCAGUUCAUUGUUCACAUCCGUGGAUGCCAUGGAGCGACACAGGAGGAAACAUCCCCAUCAGGGACACGAUCGAAGGCACCGAUGUCCCCACUGCGUCUACUCCACUAACAACACAAGUAAUCUACGACAUCACCUCACUACUCACACGGGUGUGAGGAGACACGGAUGUCCCCACUGCCACAAGACAUUCACUGAAAAAGGAAGUCUCAAGACACACCUGAGGAUCCACAGUGGAGAGAGACCCUUCUCUUGCGGAGUGUGCGGAAGUGACUUCAUUCAAAAAGGACACUUGGAGAGACACGAGAGAAGUCACAGCGGCAUCAGACCUUACAGAUGUUCCACCUGCGGAAGAGAUUUCACCCAAUUAGCACAUCUUCAAGCACACAUAAGAAUCCACACACUGCAGAGACCCUACAAGUGCUCCGUCUGCCAAUACAGGGCCACCACAUCUUCCAAUCUUAAUAAGCACGUUAUUCUGAAACACACAAAACAGUUCCCCCAUAAGUGUCACCUGUGUGAAAGAGGUUUUGUUAAACAGAGUCUUCUUAAACGACACAAAGACCGCAUACAUCCUCAAUACAAGUAAAUAAAUAAAGAACUGCACAUAAUG
Messenger RNA from Parasteatoda tepidariorum (common house spider), 1939 nucleotides. The record is from RefSeq and is a predicted model, not a curated record. NCBI's taxonomy places the organism in Eukaryota, Metazoa, Arthropoda, Arachnida, Araneae, Theridiidae.